Molecule: messenger RNA, 1606 nt
Organism: Microbotryum saponariae
Lineage: Eukaryota; Fungi; Basidiomycota; Microbotryomycetes; Microbotryales; Microbotryaceae
Source: the annotation of a GenBank genome assembly
AUGAUGGAAGGAUGGUUGGAAGGGGCAAGCGGGGAGGAUCCGGUGCGAGAGCUUGAGGAGGUUCUGGAGGCGUGCAGGGACAGGGGUGGGGAGAUGGCGAGGAGGCUGCAUCGGGAGCGGACGGAACGGAUGGAGUAUUUGGUGGGGAGGUGCAGGAUCUGGAGGUGUUACCGGUAUGGGGGAGGCGGAAAACGGCAGAAUGGACAAGGACGUCCGAGGAACUCAAGCGGGCGGUCAAGGAGCGCGCGCGCCUACUCCGGAUCCGAGCCCACGUCCCCGAGAUCGCUUCCGAGGAACGACUGUCGCCGGCCGGUCCACGCCAAGCUCGCGGCGCGGAACUCGGACUCCAAGAUCACAGCACUGCGCUUGGGCAACGGAGAGCUAACGCAUGACAUUGAUGUCGCUCUUGACCACACGCAGGCGCAUUUCCAGCGCCUCUACCACAUCGAGCCUCGUGAUCCGGAACGCGUCGACCGACUUCGGGACGAACUCCUCGUGCCGAUCAGGGCGGCACGGACUUGCGACGACCCGCGCUCAGAUCCGCUCUUUCUGCGCCGACUCUCGGAAGCGCAGAUUGAUCUCCUCCAGCAACCCAUCACCGAGGACGAGGUCGUGGCCGCGAUCGGGACGACGCACCCGGGUGAUCGCCGGGCCCGUCGGGCGUGCCUUACGAACUCUAUCAGACCGCACCGGAGGCGUGGUCCAAGGUGCUGACCAAGGCCUACAACGCCGAUGAUCGAGCGCGGUUCACUCUCUCCCAAGCAGGGCCAGGGACUUGUGCGCCUCAUCUUCAAGCGCCACAAGAAGAAUGCCGAUCGCGCCGAACUCUCGUCGUAUCGCCCCAUCACCCUGCGCGAGUGCGAUUACAAGAUUUUUACCAAGGUCUACGUCGCCCGAUUGAACCAAAUUCUGCCCGAUCUCCUCCCGCCGCAGCAGCACGGCUUCGUCAAGGACCGCCGAUCGGCCGACGCUGCACUACACCUUCGUCUCCUGAUCAAGGAACUUGGCGCGCGCAGGACCGAGUUCCCCGCGGCCGCGCUCUUGUCUCUUGACCAAUCAUCCGCCUACGACCUCGUCGAGCAUGACUGGAUCUUUGCCAUUUUCGACGCUCUGGGCGUUCCUUACCACCUUUCUUCGCGUGCUGAGGAUGCUCUACUCGGGUGACUCGACCUCGGCGCGCUACAUCAUCAAUGGGUUCCUGACGGCGCCGGUGCGACUGACGUGUGGGCUCGGCCAAGGGGACCCGGCGUCAUCGUCGGUCUGGGACAUCGUGUUUCAGCCGUUCCUGGAUGCUCUACACCGUCGAAACAUCGCGCUGAAUCUCUCCAUACCUGCACUUCAUCCGUACCCACAGAGCCGCGCCAUUACAUCACUUGCAUUUGCCGAUGACGUUGUCGUCGCCGUCGCGGGCUUGGAGUCACUCAACUUGCUCGAUGACCUGGCGCUCGACUGGAGGCAUGCAACGAAUGGCCGGCUCAACACGGACAAGACGGUCGUCCUACCGAUUGGACGUCGCUGGGACCCUGGGGAACGGCCAAUCGUCGUCAAGGCCGCAGGCGAGUCGCUCGAGUGGAUCGUGUUGAACUUCGCUCCAUCUCACUUCUAG